This is a messenger RNA of Zeugodacus cucurbitae (melon fly), 1560 nucleotides long. RefSeq names its product protein cycle. Lineage: Eukaryota; Metazoa; Arthropoda; Insecta; Diptera; Tephritidae. Gene Ontology annotation, biological process: regulation of transcription by RNA polymerase II. Gene Ontology annotation, cellular component: transcription regulator complex; cytoplasm; aryl hydrocarbon receptor complex. Gene Ontology annotation, molecular function: protein dimerization activity; DNA-binding transcription factor activity, RNA polymerase II-specific; RNA polymerase II cis-regulatory region sequence-specific DNA binding. The record is from RefSeq and is marked provisional.
GGAUAAAAACUAUUUAUUAUAAACUAAUAGCCAGCUAGAGAUUAGACAAUAAAUAAGCCCACAGGCAGUAUUUUCACAGCCAAAAUUAGUGUUUACAGCGCCGCAAUGGACGAGGUGGACGAUGAGACUUUCGAUGACGCCAAGUCGGCGCGAACAUCAGAUGAGAAUCGCAAGCAAAAUCACAGCGAAAUCGAGAAGCGCCGCCGGGACAAAAUGAACACCUACAUAAAUGAGUUGUCAUCCAUGAUACCGAUGUGCUAUGUGGUGCCACGCAAAUUAGAUAAACUCACCGUACUUAAAUAUACAGUGCAACACCUGCGCAGCAUACGCGGCAGCGUGCAUCCCUACAGCGGUGGGGAUUACAAGCCAUCUUUUCUCUCGGAUCAAGAGCUCAAAAUGCUAAUACUGCAGGCAUCAGAGGGUUUUCUUUUCGUGGUGGAUUGUGAUCGUGGACGUAUUUUAUAUGUUUCGGAAUCGGUUUCUCAAGUGCUAAAUUGCUCGCAAAUGGAUUUGCUCGGUCAAAGUUGGUUUGACAUAUUGCAUCCAAAGGAUGUUGCUAAAGUCAAAGAGCAGCUGUCUUCAUUGGAUCCCAGUCCGCGUGAUCGUCUAAUUGAUGCAAAGACCAUGUUACCCGUCAAAACUGAUAUUCCACAAAGCUUAUGUCGCCUCUGUCCGGGCGCACGUCGCUCAUUCUUCUGUCGCAUGAAACUCAAAUCUAAUAAUAACCAAAUUAAAGAGGAAUCUGACACAUCAUCCAGUUCACGCAGUUCCACCAAGCGAAAAUCCAAGCUGAGUGGUGAUCACAAAUAUCGCGUUAUACAAUGUACCGGUUAUUUGAAAUCAUGGACCCCCAUUAAAAAUGAGGAACAAGAUAGCGAGAGUGAAGAUAAUCUCACGAAUCAUUCCAGUUUGGUAGCAAUUGGCAGAAUACCGCCAAAUGUUUUGGAAUCCAAUGUGCCGCCGUCGCUGGAUAACCAUCCGAAUAUAAGACAUGUGCUAUUCAUUUCAAGACAUUCCGUAGAUGGUAAAUUCCUAUUCAUAGAUCAAAGAGCCACAUUGGUCAUCGGUUUCUUGCCACAAGAGAUGCUCGGCACCAGCUUUUACGAUUAUUUCCAUCAUGAUGAUGUUCCUGCUUUGGCGGAGUCACAUAAAAUGGUCAUACAGGUGCCGGAGAAGGUGACUACGCAGGUCUAUCGCUUUCGUUGCAAGGAUAACACUUUCAUACAACUGCAGAGCGAAUGGAAGGCAUUCAAAAAUCCAUGGACCACAGAUAUUGAGUAUAUUAUAGCGAAGAAUACGGUUUUCCUGUGAAUUCACACACUCUUCAGCUUUUUACAAACAUACAUAUAAGUACACUCGGGUGCAUUGAUAUGCCGUGUAAUUUCUUUCAUAUGACUUAAGUUACUUUAAUUGUACUAUUUGUGUUAAUCGUAUGUGUUUUCAUAUAUUACGCUAGUAAUAAGUACGUCACAUUAAAAUUGUUCAUACAUCCGCCUAUGUUUUUGAGGAGAUCUACAAAUACAUAUUCAUCAAUACACAAUGCUUUUGUGUAUAAACGGA